AUGCCAAAGGACAAGAAGAAGGAGGAAGCGACCGAGGUGGAGCACGUCGACCGCAACAUUUCCUCGUUUUCGCAAAUUUCACAUUUGAGUGGGUCUAUUAUAUUUUUUGAUGAAAAGUUGUUUAUCAAACAACAAACACACCGUCUUUUUUUUCAUUUCGAAUGGAAUCUCUCCGAUUCCCUUAAAAGUGCAUGUAAUUUGUCAAUUUCGCAAUUUUUUUAACGUUCGCACGGUCUCGCACGGCGCGAAUGAUUUCAAUGGGGCGCACUUGCAACAGGCGGGCUGUGUCGAUUUACGCGGCGGCCGAUUAAUUAAUUUUCAACGGGAGUUCGCGUUCUUUCCAUGUUUUCUGUACAAUACACCUAUUUUUUGUACGCUUGGAGCCUGGAUUCGAAUAAUUAGAGCACUAGCUACGUUUUGGUAACAGAAAUCUCACAUAUCGUUGAGAAUUAGCCGAGUUAUUUCGAUUUGAAGGUUUUGGCCUGGAUUUUGAUGUUUUUCGAAUAGUUUUCGAAAACUGCUCAAGAAAACUAACCGCCGUAACCUGAAUUUUGUGAAGAAAAAUGCAGCGAACAUUUUUAUUUUUCGUUGGGCUCAUGAAAUGCAAAAUGAGCUGAAAUAUAAAGGUUUGAAGUUUUGACGAAAUGUGAAAGACGCUAAAAACAUGAAAAACUCUAAAUUCUGUAAAGAACGGUUUUCAAUCAGUAAAAUAUUGUUUUCUAGACGUUUUUCAAGUCAAAAAGAAAGAAAUAAAGGUCGUAAACUCGAAUUGAACUGCAUUUUUAGACCUGCAAAUUUUCAAAAGUUACAACGACACUCCGCAAUUUACGAGCGCACUGUGUUUAGCAUUAGCGCCCCCUGGGAGACCGUGCAAUGAAACGCUCUUUCUCGUGCCGGCUCUUUUGCAAAGGAAUUCACCGAAAUCGAUGCUGUCCGUGCGCAUCGAAAAUCUUGUUUUUCAGUGCUAAUUUUGAAGGUGCGAGUUGUCCCGAGAAAAUUGAGAAAGAAACGAUUUUCAGUUCAAAAAGUUGAUUCCGAGUCGCAGUAAAAUUCGCUUGCGCAUUGGAAAACGGGGGGCGUCGUGGUCUAUGGGAACAUUUUGGGCGUUUUUUUUUAAAUUGUAAAAAUGUACGUUUUGCAGUCGACGCCGAAAUCAUCACUCGCCUCACUUUGAGCCAUAAUAAGCUCACUUCGGUGCCGCCAAACAUUGCGGAUUUGGUCAGUUUGCAGGUAAGAUUUAUUUAUGAGCACCUCGAGAUCCAAUGGUUAUUUUGAAAAGUGGUCAACUGAAAAGUUGUUGCAAAUUUUGUGCUGAACAAUUUUGUAGUUGGUCAUUUUAGCCCAAAAUCCUUGAUUCUCAAGUUAUUGUCUUGUUUCUAAAGCGUAAGAGUUACCAGCAAGGAAUAGUACUCUACGCAGCCGUAACACAAAAAACGAACAAUUUCCUUUCAGUCGCUGAACCUGUGGAAUAACCAGAUCGAAGAGCUGCCGCCAUCAAUUUCCUCGCUUCCGAAACUGCGAAUUCUCAACGUCGGCAUGAACAAACUAUCGAUUUUACCGCGUGGAUUCGGCUCGUUUCCGGAACUCGAAAUUCUCGAUUUGACCUACAACAAUUUGAGCGAACGCUCGCUUCCCGGCAACUUUUUCUUCAUGCGUAAGUCACGCGUUCGAUUGAAAAUGAAAGAGAAUGUUUGCAGAAACGUUGCGCGCUCUGUAUUUGGGCGACAAUGACUUUGAAAUGCUGCCCGGAGACGUGGAAAAUCUGCAGAAUCUGCAAAUUCUCGUUCUCCGCGAAAACGACCUGCUCACGCUGCCCAGAGAACUCGGAAAGCUCACCCGUCUUCGCGAACUUCACAUUCAAGGUGAGCACAAUUUUUGGUUUUUUUUUUCUAGUAGCCGUGAAUGUUAUUGACAUUCUAUGCACAUUUUCUAUGCAUUGAAUUUCGAAGAUUGAGAAAUCGAUCAGAAAUUCAUGAGAAAUGAGCGGCAGAUGUUGGAAUUUUUGAUUUCCGAGCCGUGUUCGAAUGUGGAAACACUAAAUGUUCUUCCAGGAAACCGUCUCGCCAUGAUUCCGCCAGAGCUCGGGAACCUGGAGCUCGUCGGCUCGAAACAAGUGCUCCGGAUCGAGCACAAUCCAUGGAUUCCACGUCUUCAGGUUCGCAACUCGUUUUUCACUUUCUCACUGAAAAAUAAUCUAGUCAAUGAUAAAUAGCACCUUUUUUGAUGACUGAUAAGCCCCGCUUUCCGGGUUUUUGUGUGUGUUUACCCUGUGCUUUCAUCGGCUACAGUUUAGAGGCUAGAACAAUUGCAGAAGAAUUGUGGGAGCUUCAGGGUGCUCAACGCCACGAAGCUGAUGAAUACAAUCGAAGAGCACCCAGAAACUGCUUUGAAAUAGCCUUAGUUGCGAAACUUGAUAGUUGCCAAAACUGUUUUAGUCGCGAAACGAAGAGGUCUCAAUCAAUUAAAACCCCAAGAAUCCCAAAAACUGUGAAAAAUCGCAAUAUUUGCAGGAACAAUUCGAGGCGAACGGAGCGGCCGGAGUGUGGGCUCACAUCAGAACCGACGAUUACCGUUACUGGUUCGGCCGUCAGGAGCCCUCUUCGACGCCGGUGCCGCCGAAACGCAACAAGGAGAAGAAGGUGUCGCGGAAGGGAAUUCCACAGAACUAA
This is a messenger RNA of Caenorhabditis sp. 36 PRJEB53466, 2669 nucleotides long. NCBI's taxonomy places the organism in Eukaryota, Metazoa, Nematoda, Chromadorea, Rhabditida, Rhabditidae. The record is from the annotation of a GenBank genome assembly.